Molecule: messenger RNA, 573 nt
Organism: Prunus armeniaca (apricot)
Lineage: Eukaryota; Viridiplantae; Streptophyta; Magnoliopsida; Rosales; Rosaceae
Source: the annotation of a GenBank genome assembly
AUGCAUGCGUCUGAUCUGCUUAAGACGAACUUUCUAUCAAACCCAUCCACUUGUGCUGAGUUGGUUGAUCAAAUCCAUCAGGCUAGCGAUCUUGGAGUAGCUUUUGCUGUUGAAACUAUCCGAAACUCGUAUGUUGUUGUCCCCUCCUCUGGUACACACUUGGUUAGUCGAAAAGAUGCAUACUUUCGUCUUCAGCGUAAGAAUGCUAACAUCUCUCUUGGCUAUGACAAACUCCUAGCUGGAUUUCGCACUUAUCACAAGUCUGCUGAAAAAUCCAAGUCUGAAACCAUCAUAGAUGCAUACAAGUUGGGCUACCUGCACUGUGCAGAUGGGACUGCUACUUUCUAUACAAUUGAAGAUGAAGACAUCGAGACGCUCUACCCUGACUUGUUCCCUAUGCGAGGAGGAACUGAAGAGAAAGUAGCUGAAGAGGAUAGAGCAGAGGAGGACGUAAUUGAUGAGAUGGUGGCAGAUGUCGCAGAGCAGGCAGGUGGAGCUGCUGAAGGCAUGACUUAUCAAGUGGAUGCUAAAGAGGCUGCAAAUCAAGGGCCUACUACCGAAAUCUCAGAGUAG